This is a messenger RNA of Fukomys damarensis (Damara mole-rat), 4836 nucleotides long. It is a transcript of the gene Tmem154, whose product is annotated as transmembrane protein 154. NCBI's taxonomy places the organism in Eukaryota, Metazoa, Chordata, Mammalia, Rodentia, Bathyergidae. The record is from RefSeq and is a predicted model, not a curated record. Bases 1 to 819 code for a protein of 272 amino acids. The transcript is spliced from 9 exons.
AUGGGUCACUCACAAGUCGCUGCCACCAACAACCAGAACUUGCUGCUCAUUCCUGUCGGGGCACCCCUGAAGCCAUCCUUUGUGUCCCCUGCUUGCUCUUGGGUCUCUGCCAAAAUGAAUAGCCCGGGCGCCGCGGUCACAGGGCCCUCGGGGAGGGGCGCCCCAGAAACUCAUCCUAUCUGUGGAAGCGGAGGGAAGGAAAACUGCGCCUUGGAGGGGCGGAGGGAGUACUCGCCGCCGCGGUCUAAUCGCGCUCCAGUCUUCUCACUCGAUUUAAACCGCUGGCAGCCUCCGAGACGUUUGGAGGCUGUGACUGGCACUUCCCUUGCAGCAGGUACUAGUGAAGACUCAGGACUGACAGGAGAUGGUUUCCAGGAAGAUGACAAAACUAAUGAAGGGACUACAUCAAGUAUAUAUAUUUCAGCAACCCCAGAAGCAUUUACUGCAGAUACGAAUUCUACCAACCUUGGCGAGGAUACAAAUCAGUUAGAGUUUAUAUUAAUGGUGUUGAUCCCAUUGAUUUUGUUGGCCCUCCUACUUUUAUCUGUGGUACUCCUUGCAGCAUACUAUAAAAGAAAGAGAACUAAAAAAGAGCCUUCUAGCCAAGGAUCUCAAAGUGCUUUACAGACCUGUGAACUGGGCGGUGACAACCUCAAAGUCCCUAUUUUCGAGGAGGACACUCCUUCUGUUAUGGAAAUAGAGAUGGAAGAGCUGGAUAAGUGGAUGAGCAGCAUGAAUAGAAAUGCUGACUGUGAAUGUUUGCCUACUCUGAAGGAAGAAAAGGAAUCAAACCACAACCCAAGCGACAGCGAAUCCUAAAACGGAACGGUGCUCAUGUUUUGCAAGAGAAGUAACCCCAGGGGAGCCUGCUGGGCCCGCCAAUAGACGAUGAAGAGGACGCGAGUUUAAUUAAUUUCAAAUCAGUGUAGACAGAAGAACCUUUGCCGUUUCUUCCAGUGCCCACUCUCCGCCCGACGGCCUCGCAUCCCUGGAAGCUGUGGAGGAGCCGAGGAGGCGCCUGGGUGGCCUCCAGCGAGCGGCUCAGGCCUGGGAGGGGUCGCAGGAGGCCUGGCCUCCAGCAGUGGGCGUCCCCUCCUCCAGGCCGCCCUGACCUCCUCACUCCGGCCUCUCUGUCCGACUCCUUCUCACCUUUCUGCUUCAUUUCUCAGAGUUUAAAUCAGGAAGCUGUUUAAUCUAUGGUUUCCUUCUGGGUCAACUUAUUACCUAACCAGCUUUAGAUAAUUUCCUCUCAUUAUUCAAGAUCUCUGGCGAGUCCUCUCCAUGCAGCAGGACCUUUUCUCUGAGGAGAGGUAGGUAGAGGACGAGACACCAGGCACAGCGAGCAUUUCAGUGUCUACACCAUCCCCCGGGCUUUCAAAGCUUGCUUCCACCAGCCAAGAAAAUCCAGCGAGAGAGUAAGUGUGGGUCCUGCGGAGAUGGUGUUGGGCUCCUCGUAGACUUUGAUGAUUCAGCCACCGUCUGGUCGCCUUUCCAGUCACUGUUGGGGAAUUCUCCGAGGAACUAGGACGCAUCCUUCUCAGCUAACAUGGCCUCUGCUUGUGCCCUUUCCCAGGCACCUUCGUGCUUCACCACACCGGCCUUGCCCAUAGGACGUGGGCGGGGAGUGGGUGCAGGAGGGAGUCGUCUGUCACCCUUCUCAUCUCAGGGAUCUUUAAACUCUGUUGAAAUCGGUUGGGGACAGGAAGUAUCUGUGCAGUGCAGCUUCCUACUGAGCCAGGCCCAGCUCCUGUCCUCGCAUCCCGGCAGCUCACUCUGGGUCUGCCCGAAUGUGUUGCUAUCCUUGUGUUCAAAAGAUUGGCACAAAAUGCACAAGGGCCGGUAAGACCGCUCCCCUCACACAAAAAUCUGUUUCCCAUUUAUUCCUUAGUUUCCUAUUCUCACGUUAAAAAGAACAGCCCGGCAAAUGGAGAGUCUUCGGCUUCCUUAGGACCAUUGACAUUUUAUUCCAGGAAAGAAAUGAAAACUGAAAUCUUUAUUUUAAUUGCAUGGAAACCGAGGAGAGGGGACGUGAACCGGACUUCUGCUGCUGAAACGGGUGUGUGCUGGAAAGGCUGCCUUCAUGUAUAACAGACCCCCAUCUGCCUUUUACAGGUACUUGCUUUCUGAAGUAUUCAGAAAAUUUUCAAGGCAGAGUUCCAGGCCCAAUAGGGCUCUCUGUACAACGAAUGCCCAGACUGUCUGGCUGUGUUUAACUCCUGCUGUCACGCUCUCCGGGGCUGCUUAGAGCUUUGACAAAAGGCAGUCAUCCUGUCCUAUAGCCACGACAGCUCUGUCUGCCAUCUUUGCAUUAGCACAUCCUUACACGGCUUUUUAUUUUCACUGCUAUUUUGCAUACUCAUAAAUCCACUUACAGUCCACAGAGACUCUCAGAUAUUUAUGCCAAAAUUGCUGCUUUCUGAAUCAUCCCAUCUUAUCUAUUUUAUACCCAUGUUUGUUACUUUAAGUGUGUCUCUUUCUCAGAAGAGUCUCAGUUUGCCCUUCUGGGUAUCUAAGAUCUUUGCUGAACACUCAGGCCUUUACCCUUGGUAUGACCUUAUCACAUGGUGAACUUUGGAAGUUCUCAGAAGUAUGAGGGGUCCUGGAAUCUCAUUUGAUAAAACAAGACUGUAUGAUAUCAUAAAAUAUUUCAUUUAGUGUUUUUAAACAACUUCAAAUUCCAGAAGAAACAAACCCCAGCAAGAUGCCAUUGAGUUUAUGUCAGAAAUGUACUGACUUCUAUAAAUGCACAGUGUACAAGUUACUUUUUAAAAAGACAUUUAUUCCAGCAAGAUCCAUGGAGUUAGGAUAGGUCAAAACGGUCACUGAAUAAUCCUAGCACCAGACGUCUUUUUAUUACUAUCCAAUCAGUGUGUCUCAUGAAUGCAAGACAACUCCAAGAACAGCUUUCAACCCAAACUUAAUUUUAUGUUUCAGAUUAUUAGCAAAGUGAUGUUAUUGUUUCCCCUAAUUGGAUAGCCAAUCAAAGCAGAAUCUGAUUUUAAAAUAGUUUGAAGAAAUGUUUUGUUGCAUUCUUUGUCACUUUAAGCUGACUAGGCUAAUGACACUGCCCAGUCAAACACCUCAGGAAGCUUGUAAUAAAUGUAUAAAAAUGCCGAUCUGUCACUCUUAGUCCAGUGCUGUGACUCCUCUCUCCAGGAAGGACCCAGCAUCCACACCCAAGCACAAAGCCCGGAUCAGCAGUGGCAUCCAUGGGGUCGCAGGUGCUUCCUCUGACUUUCAUAGCUGUAGCCGUGGAAAUAAUGUCAACAUAAAUGAAUGCUUUUGAAAACUACUUCAAUUUUUUCAUUUUGGUUGUUUAAGCCAUUAAUUUAUACCAUCUCUGGUAAGAUACCUCACACUGAGUAAACAAAAGUAUAGGUACUAGUUUCAGCACCUGUUAGAAUUAGAGCAAAUUCCGAACCUAGUGGGGUGAUAAGACUGUUUCCCCUGGGAAAGUGCUGCUGAAAUUCUCCUGGUGGGGAAAAUAUUGAAAUUGUAUACUGAAUAACACAUGUGACUUUUUCACAUUUAGAAGACACGCAGGAUGAGCUCUGGGGUUUCUUUUUGAUAGCUACAAGCAAUGUAGCUGGGGGAGGUGGCCACACACCUGUAAUCCUAGCACUCUGGGAGGCUGAGGCAGGAGAAAAAUACAAAUAAAGAAACAAUAGAGUCCAGAGCAGCAUCAUUUGCAGAUGCAUUUCUGCAACAUAACAAUGUCUGGAAGAGCCCCUGUAUGUCAGGGAACCUUCAGUCCAUCUAAUUUGGUACUGAUAAUUGUAUAGCUCAAAUAACCAAUUACCUGAAUCUUUUUAUUUGUUUUUUCAGCUGCACUUUGGCAUUGCCUUGAUAUUGUCUUGCUUGGCAUCAAAAUUUGAUUUUCCUCUUAGUCUUCUGGGAGGGAAGGUUGCUACUUGUAUGUACUUGUUUUGUUGUUGUUUGUUUUUGUCCUACAUUUUCUUUUUUUCUACUACCUUUUCUAAGUAACAUCUCAUGCUCAUGAGAUAGCAAUUCAUAUAAAUAUGUUAAACAGGGCUUUUAAGGGAUGCUGUAUAUGACCCAAACUCUUUCUGAAAUUAUAUGGUGUUUUAAGAGGUUAAAUCCCUACCCCAAAAUGCUUCAGAUAACAUGAAGACUUUCACUUUAGCAUCGAACAAGGUUAGAAGUAUAAUGGUGAAUUGUCUCAAGACAACCAUGGGUGGAUGGGCUUUUUGUUUGUUAGCUCAGCUUCCUUUUGUGCAGGGGGCUUGGAGCCAUUUCACAUCACGUUUCCAUCAUUGGCCUUUGGUACUUCAUCAAUAAGUACUGUAGUUGGACUUUCACAAAAAAUGUACGCUUCUGUUUGCACUUCUUUGGUCUGCAUGUGAAGGGCUUAAUAGUAAGUGAACAGUAUGCACCUUCUACACAUAGAAGCAACAUUUUUUUCUGUGUAGAAUGCAGUUAAGAGUAAUCAUUGUGUUACUCUGACUUAGGUGGAAAUGUGAGAAUUCUGUAUGUUUAAUAAAUAUCCAGCGAGUUAAAAAUGAUCUGGUAGAUCAACAAUAGUUUAAUACAUGUAUAUCUUGUAUUUAAAGUUACUUGAAAAUAAUAUAAGAAAGUGCUGUGUUUGAUUCUUGUUUUACAAGCAAUGCCAUAUUUUUGAGGAGGUCAGACAGAGCCAUGUGUAAAUUCUAGCUGGUACACCUCAUAGAAGGACCUCAGUACUACUGAUUAGAACUGAUUUCUGAAACUAUCAAAGCUUUAAGCCUGAUUGAACACUGUAGGUUUUUCUAAAUUUCCUAUUUUGCAUGCUGAGAAUAACAUAUAUAAUAAUAUUUUCUUGGCCAGGUAUGGUGGCUC